This is a messenger RNA of Oncorhynchus masou masou (cherry salmon), 1703 nucleotides long. RefSeq names its product kelch domain-containing protein 1-like. The coding region runs from base 91 to 1266 and encodes 391 amino acids. The record is from RefSeq and is a predicted model, not a curated record. Gene Ontology annotation, molecular function: protein binding. NCBI's taxonomy places the organism in Eukaryota, Metazoa, Chordata, Actinopteri, Salmoniformes, Salmonidae. The transcript has 14 exons.
GGACGUCCCAAGGAUCCCAGAUAGUACAAAUCACGAUUAUGCCGAGAUUUGCUGUUUGAAGUCUACACCCCGUAUUCACAGACAUCAUUCAUGGAUUCUGCAAUUGAAAAGCACUGUUCAGAGCUUGUAGCCCGUGAGCGAAGCGGUCAUACGGCUCUAACUGAGAGGAAUGUCCUGUACGUGUGGGGAGGCUACGUGUCAAUUGCUGAUGAUGAAGUUUUCCUACCUAAUGAUGAAAUCUGGUUAUAUGACUUAGAAAGUGGUGUAUGGGAAAUGUGCAGGAUGUCAGGUGAGGUCCCACCCCCCAUGUCAGGCACCUGUGGCUGCUCUCUGAAUGGAGACAUGUACAUAUUUGGGGGAUGCGAUGACAACGGCCAGACCAACCAGCUUUACUGUGUCAAUCUUCUGGAUGGAAAAUACACUUGGAGGAAAGUUAACCAUAAGAGUGGCUCCCCUCCCUCACCCAGAGAUAAGCUCUCUUGCUGGGUUUUCAAUGGCAGGCUCAUCUACUUUGGUGGAUAUGGUCAUAAGCAACUUGAUGACAUCAAUAACAACAGAAGCUUCCUUAUGGAUGAGGUGUCAUGGGUGGAUGACAUCUAUUGGGGAUGGAACAAUGAAGUCCAUAUGUUUGACCCAACAUCGGCCAGUUGGAGUGAACCACAUACCAGUGGUUGUGCACCUGACCCGAGAGCUGCCCAUGCCAGUGUAACACUUUGCCACAAAGGAUAUGUAUGUGGGGGCAGAAUAAGGGAAACCAGGACAAGUGACAUUUAUUGUCUAGAUCUAGAAUCAUGGACAUGGUACGAAAUAGUACCAGCAUCCAAUGUGCCAAUGGGAAGGUCGUGGCAUACCCUCACUGCAAUAUCUGACAGCGGUUUGUUUCUAUUUGGAGGACUGAGUAUAGACUGCAAACCAAUGAGCGAUGGUUGGGUAUUUGAUGUUGGAACAAAGAAAUGGAGAGAGUUUGAGCAUCCAUACAUGAACAAACCAAGGUUGUGGCACACAGCAUGCCAAGGGAAAGACUCUGAUGUCAUUGUGUUUGGGGGUAGUUGCAACUACAUCCUUCGAGUAGACACAGGUCACUGCAAUGAUGCACUUGUUUUCCAGACCCAGCCCUACCCACUCUUUCGGAUAUGUGAGGAUUACAUAGCCAAGAAUGUGAAGAACUGCAAGAUGCUUGAAAAACAGCUUCCAUUUGUGCCUCCAAAACUACUGCCAGCUAUACAGAAGAGAAUAUCAUUUUUUCGGACAACAAAGAAAAUAUAGCAUUGUCAGAUAUAAAUAUUAAGGGAAAUGUUCAGUAUUAUAAACUAGGGGGUUUGAGUCCUGAAUGCUCAUUGGCUGACAGCCAUGGUAUAUCAGACUGUAUACCACAUGUAUGACAAAACAUGUAUUUUUACUAAUUACGUUGGUAACCAGUUUAUAAUAGCAAUAAAGCACCUCUGAGGUUGGUGGUGUAUGGCCAAUAUACCACAGCUAAAGGCUUAUUCAGGCACUUCGCGUUGCAUCGUACUAAGGACAGCCCUUAGCCAUGGUAUAUUGGCCAUAUACCACCAACCGCCGAGGUGCCGUAUUGCUUAAGUAGACUACAGUAAACUGAUAAUGCAGAGUUCAGACUAUGUUCCUCAUAUUACUGUUGAGAAGGCCUUCAUUGUAUGUGGGGCGAUUUGUCUUACAAAACAUUAAAAACAUUAUUGAUUUAU